This is a messenger RNA of Molossus molossus (Pallas's mastiff bat), 285 nucleotides long. Its product is annotated as translation machinery-associated protein 7-like. Lineage: Eukaryota; Metazoa; Chordata; Mammalia; Chiroptera; Molossidae. The record is from RefSeq and is a predicted model, not a curated record. The transcript has a single exon. Bases 1 to 261 code for a protein of 86 amino acids.
AUGAGUUGGAUAAAAAAGGAUUGGGAGCUUCCGGUGGCAGGGUCUGGGGAAGGGACGGUAGGCACCACAUCUGGACGUGAGGGUGGCAAGAAGCAGCCCCUGAAGCAGCCCAAGGAGCAGGCCAAGGAGAUGGACGAGGAAGAGGAGGCAUUUGAGCAGAAGCAGAAAGAGGAGCAGAAGAAACUCGAGGAGCUAAAAGCGAAGGCUGCGGGGAGGUGCCCCCUGGCCACAGGUGGAAUUAAGAAAUCUGGGGAAAAGUGAGCUGUUCCUUGUGCCUGGGGCAAU